AUGAUCCUGACGAUUAUCCUGAAGUCCGGACCCGCCACGAGGAGCGAAUACCCGGCUGCAGUCCGGAUCGGCGCCGGCUACUCCCGCUGCAGUUCAAAGCGCAGGGGGCGCGUCCGCCGCGCAGCCGGGAAUGUCCGGCAGCUUAAAGCGCUCGCCGGCUCUUUUGUUCCCCAGACCCGGCCUCCGGGGAGAGGGGGCUGGGGGAGGGGAGAAGAGGGGGGCCGCGGGCAGAGGAGGAGGGCGGUGCGGGCGCGGGCGGAGAGCGGAGCGCGCACCCCGGGCGCGGCUGACAGAUCGCCGCGCACCGCGUCCUCGCGCCGCCCUCCCGAGCUGCGCCGGCCCCGGCUCCUGUUGUCGUUGCUGCCGCUGCUGCUACUGUUGCCGCUGCCCGCACCAAGUCGGGGUCUGGGCCACUCCGCUGAACUGGCAUUUGCUGUGGAGCCAAAUGAUGAUAUUGCAGUCCCUGGACAGCCCAUAGUGCUGGGCUGCAGAGUGGAGGGGACCCCUCCAGUGCAAGUCUCCUGGAGGAAGAACGGAGCCGAGCUGCCUGAGGGCACCCACUCUACCUUACUGGCCAAUGGGUCCUUGCUGAUCCACCACUUCAGGCUGGACCAGGGAGGUGGCCCUUCAGACGAGGGAGACUAUGAAUGUGUGGCUCAGAACCGCUUUGGGCUGCUGGUCAGUCGGAAGGCUCGUAUCCAGGCUGCAACCAUGUCAGAUUUCCACGUGCACCCCCAGGCCACCAUGGGUGAGGAGGGUGGUGUAGCCCGCUUCCAGUGCCAAAUCCAUGGGCUUCCCAAGCCCCUGAUCACGUGGGAGAAGAACAGAGUCCCCAUUGACACGGACGAUGAGAGGUACACAUUACUGCCCAAGGGGGUCUUGCAGAUAACAGGACUUCGGGCUGAAGACAGCGGUGUCUUCCACUGUGUGGCCUCAAACAUUGCCAGCGUACGGGUCAGCCACGGGGCCAGGCUUACUGUGUCAGGCUCAGGUUCUGGGGUCUACAAGGAGCCCACCAUCCUGGUGGGGCCUGAGAACCUCACCCUGACAGUGCACCAGACUGCGGUGCUGGAGUGUGUCGCCACGGGCAACCCGCGCCCCAUUGUGUCCUGGAGCCGCCUGGAUGGUCGCCCCAUUGGGGUGGAGGGCAUCCAGGUGCUGGGCACAGGAAACCUCAUCAUCUCAGAUGUGACCGUCCAGCACUCAGGUGUCUAUGUCUGUGCGGCCAACAGGCCUGGCACUCGGGUGAGGAGGACAGCCCAGGGCCGACUGGUGGUUCAAGCCCCAGCAGAGUUUGUCCAGCAUCCCCAGUCCAUCUCCAGGCCGGCUGGAACCACGGCCAUGUUCACCUGCCAAGCUCAAGGUGAACCACCCCCUCAUGUCACAUGGUUGAAGAAUGGACAAGUGCUGGGGCCAGGAGGUCACGUCAGGCUCAAGAACAACAACAGCACACUGAGCAUCUCUGGAGUUGGUCCUGAAGAUGAGGCCAUCUACCAAUGUGUGGCUGAGAACAUUGCUGGUUCAUCCCAAGCCAGCGCCAGGCUGACCGUGCUGUGGGCUGAGGGGUUGCCAGGCCCCCCACGCAAUGUUCGCGCUGUCUCUGUGUCCUCCACUGAGGUUCAAGUGUCUUGGAGUGAGCCUCUAGCCCACACCAAGGAGAUCAUUGGCUACGUCUUGCACAUCAGGAAGGCUGCUGACUCACCCAAGCUGGAGUAUCAGGAAGCCGUUAGCAAGAGCACCUUCCAGCACCUGGUCAGAGAUCUCGAACCCUCCACGGCCUACAGCUUCUACAUCAAGGCCUACACACCAAGGGGGGCCAGUUUAGCCUCUGUCCCCACCCUGGCCAGCACCCUGGGUGAAGCCCCCCUCCCGCCCCCGCUAUCGGUGCGGUUGCUGGGCAGCUCCUCUCUGCAACUGCUGUGGAAGCCUUGGCCACGGCUGGUCCAACACAAUGGGGGCUUCAAGCUGUUCUACCGCCCGGUCAGCGCAGCCUCCUUCACCGGCCCCAUCAUGCUCCCUGGGACUGUCUCCUCUUACAACCUCAGCCAGCUUGACCCCAGCACCGUGUAUGAGGUGAAACUCCUCGCCUUCAACCAGCAUGGAGACGGGAACGCCACCGUCCGCUUCGUGUCUUUGAAGGGAGCCUCUGAGAGGACAGCCUUGAGUCCCCCAUGUGACUGCCGGAAGGAAGAUGUCACCAACCAUACAUCCACCACAGGCAUUGUCAUCGGCAUCCACAUCGGAGUCACCUGCAUCGUCUUCUGCAUCCUCUUCCUCCUGUUUGGCCAGAGGGGCAGGGUCCUCCUGUGUAAGGAUGUGGAAAACCAGCUCUCCCCUCCCCAGGGUCCCCGGAGUCAGAGGGACCCUGGUAUCCUGUCCCUGAAUGGCGUGAGCCGAGGAGAGGGGGGCCACCUCGGCCACGAUGAGAAGCAUAUGGAUGCCAAGGAGUUGGAGCAGUUGUUCCCCGCGGCUGGGCCAGCUGGGCAGCCAGGCUCCAGGCCCACAGAUCCUGCAGCCCCUGCUCCGUGUGGGGAGACUCAGAUCUCCAUGGUGCAGCUUCAAGGCUUCAACCUUGUGGCAGGAAGGACAGCAGAGGCCAAGUCCCCCUUUGCAGGGCCUGGGCCUGCCCCAGAACCCCAGGAUAUUGGCCUCCUCAGUGAAGGACAGGAUGCCCAGCCUCCAGCAGUCCCGGCUUCCCUGUGAGCCAGCGUUUGAUGUGUUCCGGAGGGGCAGUGCCCCAUUCUCAGGUUGAAGGCGAGGUUUCUUCCUGCUCCAUGGGACUUGAAUGGUUCUAGGAGCUCGCCAGUGCUUCUAGUUUAACUGAAGGGCAGGGUUCUCAAACCACAGGAGCCAGUGGGUCCUACAGGAAGGCAUCUCCCCUGCUAGAGCUAAUGUCCCCUCACCAAUGCCUGCUACCCACCAGACUUCUAACAAAACAAAGUUUUCCUUUAAAAAUCAAAAUUUGAAAGUCAAAAAAGAGAGGGAAAGAAGAGAGAGAGGAAGUGAAUUGUGCUCCAAACAAUGUGUCCCUGCUGUGGCGUGGCCCCUGAUGCCCUUGCCCCGAACCAAUCUUGUUUUCUCAGGAUGGAUUUUAGCUGUUUUGACUCUCAGCACCUACCUCAGCCGGAAUGAAUGUCCUUGGGAGUAGCGGGGCAAUAGCCUCAGCCCCCUGCCCCACAGAGCCCGAAUGCACUCCUACCUCAAGCUCCCUUUUGGGUACCCCUCCCACCCCAUAUUCUUGCCCUGAGUAAAAGAAAAAGGAGAAAAAAAUACAAAAAAAAACAAAGAAAAAAACAAAACAAAACAAAAAACAACACUAUCCCAACUCUAAGUGUGAAAGAAACCGUCUACCUCAAGCCUCAAGGCCCUUGGUGUGGGCCUGUGUUGUCACUGGGCUCUCCUACGCCUCCCUCUCCCCCAGCCUUGCCCACCUCUGCCCCAACAGAGGAGUCUGUGGCUAAGUAACCAUGGGGUUUACAGAAAUAGAGAUGAAAUUGGCCAGAGAGAAAAUGUGAAACAAGCCAAAACAAGAGGAAGGUUGUUCCUUGAAGUGUAAAUUGUUGUCCCAAACUGGUCACCUCCCGGCAUACCAAACCUGUCCCCCAUCUCCCGUGCCUGUCCACCCCUGUUCUGAUCUUCUCAGACAACCCGCUGGCCACCGGGAUCCCUCUAAUCCCUCCCUGCCCGGGACUGGGGAAGGUAGGACAUAACCUGGAGGCUGUCUCCUGUCCUGCCCAGACACGGGGCCCAGUCCCUAGAAUGUACUGCAUUACUUGGAGUGGGUACACCCCAACAGAGGCACCCCAGCUUUCUGUAUUAGGGGACCCAGGUAACCUGACCUACCCAGUCAGCAGGGGUGGCCAGGAGUUAUUUUUGUAUGAGGUGUGUUUACGUUUUAUUUCUCUUUUCUGUUGUGUUGUUCUUUGAACUACUUAGGUGAAAAAGAAGAAAGAAAGAAAUACCUAUUUUUGGUUACACUCAGAAACAUUUUUUUAAAUAGCAGAAGGAAAACUUUUUUUAAAGAGAAAAAGGGGGGAUAAAUAUAUUCCUUAAAAAUGAGGUUAGAACAUAAAGUUCUAUCCUAGACCCCAAAUCCUCUAGGGACUGCCCACCCUGAACUUUAGAUAAUUAGCUGAGAAAGGUAGAAUUUGUGGCGUUUUAUUAGAAAACUAGAGUCUUGUCCAAGUGAACUUGGGAAGGGCAGUUUGUCCCUUCUCCCAAAUGGUAGGUGGAUUCCAGGGCUCCUCCCACUCUGAGACAGUGCCCUCCGCCCUAUUCUCCUUUGGUCAGAGGGGCUGUGGGGAGACGGGACUGACCACCUCUUUGGCCUGGCUUGGGUUUGUCACAGUCUGUCCAUUUUAACUGAAUAAAGAUACUGUUGCCAAA
Myodes glareolus (Bank vole) is the source of this 4386-nucleotide messenger RNA. Lineage: Eukaryota; Metazoa; Chordata; Mammalia; Rodentia; Cricetidae. The record is from RefSeq and is a predicted model, not a curated record.